Molecule: messenger RNA, 1461 nt
Organism: Fusarium pseudograminearum CS3096
Lineage: Eukaryota; Fungi; Ascomycota; Sordariomycetes; Hypocreales; Nectriaceae
Exons: 3
Coding region: 1-1461 (486 amino acids)
Cellular component (GO): plasma membrane
Molecular function (GO): phosphoprotein phosphatase activity
Source: RefSeq, a predicted model, not a curated record
AUGUCAAACACAAACGACGAGAUUCAACCUCAGGCAACAUCAGCCGAUGCUGAGAUGUCAAACAGGGGUCAGUCAUCUCGAGAGGAGGGAACAAGCUCCAAAAAGGGUCGCGGCCUCCUCAAGGUCCCUUCGAGAUCAUCGUCACAGCGGAACCAAUCGUCACCAACAUCAACUGGGCUGAGUGGGGCUACAGUCAGCGAUCCCCGGAACAGUAUCGGAAGCCGAUCAAAGGAGUCCAAAGGAAGUCUCCGGGCGCGACGACGGAAUGGAAGCACCUCAAGCAACAGGACCGGAGGUGAAACCGAGCCUACAAACACUGCGGUAAACUCUCAGCAAAACUCCACUGCCGCCCCCCCUCAAAAGAAGAAGCGUGGUGGUCUUUUCGCCUUUCUCGGAUGCUGUGGUACGCCCGAAGGUCCAGCUGGCAACGAGGAAAACAACGAGAACGUGCACAAGCUCGACGUCCUACCUCAACGCCCGACAUCCGCAAGGUCGCGAACCAACACUCCCCAGGAACAACCCAGGCCGGUUACGGCGAGAGAGUCUCAAGUCACCGUUCCCGCCCCGGAGCCCAAGGAAGAGGCUACUUCAUCAGGCCACGCCCACGACGAAAUCACAACGACAGAGCGAGAAAACAGGGAAUCGAAACAAUCGGUUCCCCCUUCAGUCACAGUGGAUCCUCCUAAGCCUACUCCCACAGAAGAUGAGCCUCACGUGGCAGACAAGACGCCCAACAGCGGUGACGUGGAUAUGCGAGAUGCUGCCACUGAGGAGCCCGAGGAAGAGGCGGCUGUAGCCCCUGCAGUCGAAGCUCCAGCCCAAAGGACGAUACCACCUCCCCCACCCCCGGCUGUCGUGGCACCCAGUCAAUUCACGGAUGCUAGCCCCUCAGCGCCCGAGCCGCAGAAGUGGUUGUUGCCCCCGAUUGCACCAGAGCACAAGGGUAGGAAAUGUCUGGUCCUCGAUUUGGAUGAGACUCUGGUUCACAGUUCCUUCAAGAUCCUACACCAAGCCGACUUUACAAUCCCUGUCGAGAUUGAGGGUAACUACCACAAUGUGUAUGUGAUUAAGCGACCGGGUGUCGACGAGUUCAUGAAGCGAGUUGGCGAGCUCUAUGAGGUCGUCGUCUUUACAGCUUCUGUCUCCAAGUAUGGAGAUCCGCUAUUGGACCAGCUCGAUAUCCACAAGGUUGUCCACCAUAGACUCUUCCGUGAGAGCUGCUACAACCACCAAGGAAAUUACGUCAAAGACUUGUCCCAAGUUGGCCGAGACCUGAAGGAUACCAUCAUUAUCGAUAACUCGCCCACCUCGUACAUCUUCCACCCACAGCACGCCGUGCCCAUCAGCAGUUGGUUCUCUGAUGCACACGACAACGAGCUACUAGAUCUCAUACCCGUCCUCGAAGAUUUGGCCGGACCUAAUGUCGCCGACGUCAGCCUUGUUCUUGACGUCACACUCUGA